Ascochyta rabiei is the source of this 600-nucleotide messenger RNA. RefSeq lists its product as uncharacterized. The record is from RefSeq and is a predicted model, not a curated record. The coding region runs from base 1 to 600 and encodes 199 amino acids. Lineage: Eukaryota; Fungi; Ascomycota; Dothideomycetes; Pleosporales; Didymellaceae. The transcript is spliced from 2 exons.
AUGCGUCCAGCCCUGAUCUUUGGAAUACUCCACAGUAUCUUUUCGCAGACUUAUUCGCAGUAUAGGGGACGGUGUGACGGAAGUCAGCUCGCAAAGACACCACCUCAGCGUUCUUAUACAGCAGUCACGCUCAAACCCCAGAAAUCUGGUUGGAUCAUGUAUCGCAACGACACAAAAAGCCUCGGCAUCAUCAACAUCGCAACCAUUACGUUCGAGUCAUCACAGCUCAGGAACACCAUUGACCAGCCGAGGAAUGAUCUUUCACACCGCUGUAGGACGUGGAUGUGGAUGUUGACAUCGCGCGACCUUGUGCAAUACUGGAGCACGCUGAAGUGGAGUAAAAUGAGGUCCGGCUCUCCGACCCAGCUACGUAGUGCUAUGGUUGGUCGUAGUAACUGCCAGAGAGAGGGGUCUCGCAACCACAAAGAAGACAGACGAUGUCUGGUAGGACUCCUCGAGAGUCAAGUGGCAAUUGAGACAGUGGAGAGUCAGACCCUGAUUCUGGUAGUCACUCUUGUAUCGGACUGGGUAGAUAGGCUUCUCAAGAGUACAGAGUGGCGAGCAAUUGUAGUCAGAAGGCACCAUGACGGGAGGCAGUAA